AUUUAAACGGAAAAAAAAAAUUAUGGCAGAGAGAUUUUAAAGGCAUGAGUUAUUUUCAUCAUUUUCACUAAGUCAUACAGUGAGAUUGAGAGAUAUAUAUCCCUAGAGAGAGAAACAGAGGCACUGAAAAAUGCCUCCCUUCUACUGGUAAAGAGCUUGUUCAAACUCUCUGAUGUUAAUUUAAAUAGGUGGGUAGGAAAGAAAUCCUUCCAUUAAUUCGAACCAAAAUAAAAACUCUCGAAAUUUUUAGGUUUGAAUUGAAGAAGCAACCCAUCUUCACCAACCAAAAAACAGAGACAAAUUGGAAAGAGAACAGAGUAUGUUUACAGAGAAAUGUAUAUAAAAAUGGAGAAAAAGAGAGGAAUAUUAAUAUCUUUUACCGACAAAACUUGAUAUCCUACUUUCAUGGAAGAGAUAAGAUCAUCAUCAUCAUCAUCAUCAGUGAUCUAAGAAGAAAAAUAAGGAUACCAUCUUUCUGGUACGAGGAAACAAGUGAUCUUAAAAAAGUUUAAAAAUAUAUUAAAGGUUGCUCUAAUGGAGAGUACUUUAGAUCUUAAUGAUUCUUCAAGGCAGACUUCCAUGAAGGAUGUAGAAAUAAUAGAAGAAGUAGAGAAAGGAAAAGGGAUUGGAUCAGUUUCAAAUUCAAGUUCUUCGUCAGUAUCACAAGAAGAUGAAAGUUUGAAGAGAAAAAGUAGUAAGAUCUUUGGUUUCUCUGUAACCCAUGAUUGUUCAUCUACAGAGAUUGGUGAACCUAUGAUUACUAGACAGUUUUUCCCAAUGGAAGAAUCGGAUAAUAGUAAUACAAUAACUGGUGCGUCAACUGGAGGAGGAGGAGGUGGGUUUAAUACUUCUUCUUCUACUACUAGUUUCCCAAGAGCUCAUUGGGUUGGUGUAAAAUUCUGUCAAACUGAACCAGUUGGAGCUUCGAAAACAUCAAUGGAGGUUAUAUCACAACAACCCUUGAAGAAAAGUAGAAGAGGGCCAAGGUCUAGAAGCUCUCAGUAUAGAGGUGUCACUUUUUACAGAAGAACUGGUCGUUGGGAGUCUCAUAUUUGGGAUUGCGGGAAGCAAGUUUAUCUGGGUGGAUUUGAUACCGCACAUGCUGCAGCUCGUGCUUAUGACAGAGCAGCAAUCAAAUUCAGGGGAGUUGAAGCAGAUAUUAAUUUCACUUUUAAUGACUAUGAAGAUGAUUUAAAACAGAUGACUAAUUUAACCAAGGAAGAAUUUGUUCAUGUACUUCGUCGACAAAGUACUGGAUUUCCAAGAGGAAGUUCCAAAUACAGAGGAGUUACAUUGCACAAAUGUGGGAGAUGGGAAGCUAGAAUGGGCCAAUUCUUAGGCAAAAAGUAUGUGUAUUUAGGUCUCUUUGAUACCGAAGUUGAAGCGGCGAGAGCUUAUGAUAAAGCUGCCAUCAAGUGCAAUGGCAAGGAAGCUGUGACCAACUUUGAUCCUAGUAUAUAUGACAGUGAACUCAAUGCAGGAGCUGGUAGUAACAAGGAUCAUAGUCUUGAUUUGUGUCUCGGCUCAUCGCCUUCAUCGCUUGAAUUCAAGGGCAACCAACCACUUCCAAAAUUCCAAUCUCAGCCUAAUUGGAGUAAUAGUAAUAAUCGCGGCUUUAAACUUAAGCUACAAGAUGAACAAUUUAGAAACAACAAACAAAACAACAAUCCAUACUUUCAAACAUCCAACAGCAAUGAGUUAAGCAGAUAUGAGCAGCUCAGAGUUAUCGGCGAAAACCCGAUAUUUCAUCAUCUACAACCACCAUCACAUCCUCAAAAUUAUCAGUUAUCAAGUAGUAGUACCAGUAGUGGCAGUAAUGGAGGUAGUAGAGUCAAUGUAGACACAAUUGAGCAGCUUCAAAGAAGGCAGCAAUGGAGUUCAUCAUCAACUUCAAACAAAAGUAACAACAAUAGUAAUGGAUGGCCUUGUUAUAUAUCACCAUCACAGCCAAUGUUUGCAACCACUGCAGCAGCAUCAUCAGGAUUCCCAUCACAAGUCAUUAAAACUCCAAGUUGGUUCCCAAAGAUCAAUGGAUUCCAAUCACUUAAAAGACCCACUUGAUCAACUAUAUGAUCAUUCCUUUUAGUUUCUCUCAUGUGAACACAUACAUAUAUGUGGGUCUUGUAAUUUCUAAGCAUGAAUCUUGCUUUAAGCUUUCUCCUUAGCUUAGAACAACAAUGGAUCCUCAAUGAUUAUGUAAAGAAGACCUUUGGGUCAAGAACAACAGAAAAAUAACAUGAAAUUGUUGGGAGAGAGUUUCUGGGUUAACCCAUCUUUGUUGGUAUGGUCUUCAUGGGUCAACGAUGAUUGACUACUGGUCAAUUAUUUAUUUAUUUAUUUAAAGCAAACGAUUCGUUGA
Molecule: messenger RNA, 2359 nt
Organism: Papaver somniferum (opium poppy)
Lineage: Eukaryota; Viridiplantae; Streptophyta; Magnoliopsida; Ranunculales; Papaveraceae
Product: floral homeotic protein APETALA 2-like
Exons: 9
Coding region: 535-2061 (508 amino acids)
Biological process (GO): regulation of DNA-templated transcription
Molecular function (GO): DNA-binding transcription factor activity; DNA binding
Source: RefSeq, a predicted model, not a curated record